CAACGAGGGAGAGUUCCCCUGCGAAAAUGUUCAUCCACACAUCACCAUCGCGAACGCGCCGGGUGUUCCGCCUGUGUACAGCAACGAGCUGCUGGACGAUUCCCAUGCGGAUGACCCGUGCCGCACCGUCGUCAGUCUCCCCGCCGGCACACGCGUCACCGGGACAUUUGUCUUCAGGUAGCCGUGAGGGACACUGCGGUGCUCGCCGCUGGCUGCAGUGGCAUCCUCUGCCACCCCAUGCUGGGCUCGUGGGUGCUGGUGGCCGUGGUGGUGUAAGCACCUGCUUUGUGACUGCAUCGCCGAGUGUAGUGCAUGACGUUCCCACACUCCCGUGGCGACCCCGCUUCCCACAUUCAGUAUUGUGA
Molecule: messenger RNA, 365 nt
Organism: Trypanosoma cruzi
Lineage: Eukaryota; Euglenozoa; Kinetoplastea; Trypanosomatida; Trypanosomatidae
Exons: 1
Source: RefSeq, a predicted model, not a curated record